Molecule: messenger RNA, 580 nt
Organism: Episyrphus balteatus (marmalade hoverfly)
Lineage: Eukaryota; Metazoa; Arthropoda; Insecta; Diptera; Syrphidae
Gene: RpI12
Product: DNA-directed RNA polymerase I subunit RPA12
Exons: 3
Coding region: 112-471 (119 amino acids)
Biological process (GO): termination of RNA polymerase I transcription; DNA-templated transcription
Cellular component (GO): RNA polymerase I complex
Molecular function (GO): DNA-directed RNA polymerase activity; zinc ion binding; nucleic acid binding
Source: RefSeq, a predicted model, not a curated record
UUUGACAUUUUAAGAAUAUUUCUUCACGUGUUGUUGAAUAAAUUUAUUUUUCUCUCGGAAGCUAAUAUUUUGUUUUUUUAUUUUCUAAUUCAGUUUAUUUUUAAGUAGACAAUGGAAUCAUUUUCAACAAUACCCGGCUUCUGUCCUGUCUGUGGUUCAAUAUUCCCUGAAUUACAGGCAAUAGGAGAUAUUAAAUGUUACAACUGCAAAAAUAUCUUCGGUCCAGAUGUGUUUGGAGACAUGGAGGUAGAAUAUACGAUACAUUUCAACUCCUACGAUCCAAAUAAAACACACACCAAGAUAAAGAAAGAACAAGAAGAAGCCGAUGGUCCAGUUGUUGAUCGUCAAUGCCCCAAAUGUGGUCACGAUAAGAUGUCAUAUGCAACCCUACAACUACGAUCGGCAGACGAAGGUCAGACUGUAUUCUUUACGUGUCUUAAAUGCAAAUUCAAGGAAUCGGAAAACUCUUGAACGCUCAUUCAGAGAUUAUGGAUUGUUUAUUUUAUCUUUUUUUUUUUCCUAAAACAAAUUACAACAAAAAUAAAUGAAUAUUUUGUGAAAAUCUUUGAAUGUUGACAAA